Thelazia callipaeda (thelaziosis nematode) is the source of this 2184-nucleotide messenger RNA. The record is from the annotation of a GenBank genome assembly. Lineage: Eukaryota; Metazoa; Nematoda; Chromadorea; Rhabditida; Thelaziidae.
AUGAAUGAUACAGCAGCGGUAACUUUGUUUCCAGAUACCGUUGCCGGUAGUAUAAUUAAACAGAUAAGCCAUUCCCGAGAUAUCCUGAAUACUUCUGUAUUCGACCACUUCAGCGGCUGCCCAACCGCAGCUUUAUUGACGACCGAUCUAAGGCAGGCUGCGUCAUUUAGUCGUCCUCCCGCAAGCAUUUCUAACAACAUUAAUUAUUUUCGUUUGCAAUAUCCCAACAUUCAAUCUCCUGCUAUCACGUUAGGAAACUUUCAUGAUAAUACAUUGAAAUAUCCUACAAAUAGUGCGAUUACAUCAUCAAGUACCGGUAGUAACAAGCGAAAAUCAUCGAACACAAACUGUGAAAGCAACUCUAAUUAUAAGACAUAUAGUAGUAGUAGGUAUUACAAUACUUGUUCGGAGACCUUAUUAGCAACGCCAAGUAAUAAAAAAACGUGCCUAAAAUUUAACGGCAACAGAUUUUUCGAAAUUUUACCAGAAAUUCAGCAAAGAAGCUGUAAUACCUUGACAGCCACAUGCAUGGCUGCAUCGCCUGUAAGGCCUAUAAUUGGUCAGCAAGAAUCAUCACAACAGCUAAUUACUUCUGCUGCUGCUAGUAUCAACGGUAACAUUCGUUAUUUAAACAGUAGUAAACGUCAUCAUCCAAGUGCUUAUCAAGAAUUUCUACAAAUCAAUAAUUUACAAGAAUCUGUUCAUAACAGACAGCAACAACAGCAGCAUUCAUCUAUGGAUCAGUCACGAAAAUCGCAACAAGCGCAAUCGCAAACAUCACAGUCACAGUAUCAACGAGACCCACAAAUGACAUCGAAUUUGCUUGUGUUAGGCAAUGGUUCCACAGCUACAGGUGUCACUCCAAUCAGCACUUCCGCACUAGAUAUUGCUGCUUGUACGCAACAACAACCAAAUUCAGUACUUCGUGUCAUUAUCGAGAAUAUGCUUUAUCCUGUCACUCUUGAUGUGCUUCAUCAGAUAUUUUCUAGAUAUGGAAAAGUCCUUCGUAUCAUCACUUUCAACAAAAAUAAUACGUUUCAAGCUUUGGUUCAGUUGAGUGAAGCAAGUUGUGCGCAAUUAGCUCGGCAGUCAUUAGAUGGGCAGAAUGUCUACAAUGGCUGUUGUUGUCUGCGCAUUGAUUACAGUAAACUUGCCACAUUAAAUGUGAAGUAUAACAAUGAUAAGAGUCGCGACUAUACUAAUCCAAACUUACCAUCAGGUGAAUUAACUCUGGAACAGCAGCUUAGUCUUGUAUCAGCAGCAACUGGUGGACAAAUAGGUCCAACAAUCGCAUCACUUGUGCAAUCACCGUUUGCCUUUCAGUUUGGUACAAAUCCUCAGUAUCCUUUUCAGCAGCAAGCUACUGCAUUUCCACAAGCUGACGCGUUAGCAUCGCCAUCAGGAAUCUCACCAUUUCUCACCGGGUUAACAACUACGUUAGCAUCUGGUGCCACAAGUCCGGUUACAGCUAAUGCAGCUAUGAUUAACGCAACCACUGCAGCACUUCGCUUUCCUCACGUUGGUGUAUUGAAUAUCUCGUCCGUAGUGCUUGUCUCAAAUCUUGAUGAAAAUGUUAAAAAACACCAAACACACGCUGACUAUCUCUGUCCUAUUUUCAGAAGGUUACGCCAGAUGCUCUCUUCACUCUUUUCGAAUUUUUUAGGAGUAUAUGGUGAUGUACAUCGCGUUAAAAUCUUGUAUAACAAAAAGGAUAACGCUUUGAUACAAUACGCUGAACCACAACAAGCACAACUAGCCAUUCAACAUCUGGAUAAAGUUCGCUGGCAUGAUAAAAACAUUCGUGUAGCAACUUCAAGACACAGCACUGUACAGAUGCCAAAAGAAGGGCAGCCAGAUGCUGGAUUGACCCGUGAUUAUUCUCAAUCAUCGUUACAUCGUUUCAAAAAACCUGGCAGCAAGAAUUACUUGAAUAUUUAUCCGCCAAGUUCCACUCUUCAUCUUUCAAACAUACCACCUAAUAUUACAGAGGAAUUUCUUACUAAUGCAUUUGAACAACGUGGAUAUCUCCCUAAAGGCUUUAAAUUUUUUCCAAAAGACCACAAAAUGGCUUUGUUGCAAUUGAAUGAUGUGGAAACUGCUAUAAAUGCGCUAAUUGAGAUGCAUAAUUUGAAACUAGCUGAAAACGCGCAUCUUCGAGUAUCAUUCUCAAAAAGUGGUAUAUAA